CAGUCAACCUCGCAUGAUUUCUGAGCGUCCCACCAAACCUCAUCAAAGCUACAACCUCCAACCCGCGCCGGCCACAGCACACCGUCCCGGCCUCGCAGUCGCAGCGCAGCCCGAGUCGCCACCUGCUGCUACAAGACAAGCGCACGACGACCAGCCAUGGAGGCGACGCUGUCCAAGGUACGGCCGUCGAGACUACAGCACCUCGCCCGCUCCGCGACCUGCGCCGCCUGCUGUGCCUCCUCCCCGUCUUGCACGUCGACGACGGCCGCAUCGACGAGGCGGCGCUUCUCCGCCCUCGACCGCCCGGAGCCAAACUACCCGGGCCAUGUGCCGCUCACAAAGAUGGAGCGCGUGGGCAUGGCCGUCGGCGCCAGCGUCAUGUCCUUGUUCAACCCUUAUCGUCACGGUGCGCGACUCUCACCCUUUCUUUUUUCCCCUUUGCCAUGAUGGGCGGUCAUGCCCCCCGCCAUGGCAAGCGCACCUUUUUGCUUUCCUUUUCUUUGCUCAGCUAACGACGGUCCCGCUGACGUUGCUCGCAGACCUCAUCGCCGCCACGGGCGAGGCCACGGCGACCCCCUACUUCAUCUACCGCCUCCGCGACGCCAUGCUCGCCGACGCGACGGGCCGGCGCAUCCUCCGGCAGCGCCCGCGCAUCACCUCGGAGACGCUCUCCCUCGCGCGGCUGCGCGCCCUGCCCGACAACACCGUCGGGCGCGCCUACGUCGGGUGGCUGGACCGCGAGGGCGUCUCGCCCGACACGCGCGCCGCGGUGCGCUACAUCGACGACCCCGAGUGCGCGUACGUGAUGCAGCGCUACCGCGAGUGCCACGACUUCUACCACGCCGUCACGGGCCUGCCCGUCUGGCGCGAGGGCGAGGUCGCCCUCAAGGCCUUUGAGUUCGCAAACACCCUCCUCCCCAUGACGGGGCUGAGCAUGGCCGCCGCCGCCACCCUCGAGCCCCAGGGGAGGCGCCGCUUCCUGCGCGUCUACCUCCCCUGGGCGCUGCGCAACGGCGCACGCAGCAGGGAGCUCAUCAACGUCUUUUGGGAGGAGCAGCUCGAGAGGGACGUCGACGACUUGAGGGCGGAGCUGGGCAUCGAGCGGCCUCCCGACCUGCGGGAGAUUCGCAAGAGGGAGCGCGAGGAGAAGAAGCGCCUCAAGGAGAUACAGGCACAGGGCAUGUGAAAAGCCCUCUCCCUCGCUUACCUAUACCAGGUGGCAAGACUGGACAAACUCCUCAUGUACAAAAUCUGUAAAAGCAACGAGCGCGCAGUGGCAUAGCAUAAAUCCAUUCAUUCAUCC
Messenger RNA from Purpureocillium takamizusanense, 1303 nucleotides. RefSeq names its product Ubiquinone biosynthesis protein, variant 2 (gene COQ4). Bases 14 to 1186 code for a protein of 390 amino acids. NCBI's taxonomy places the organism in Eukaryota, Fungi, Ascomycota, Sordariomycetes, Hypocreales, Ophiocordycipitaceae. Gene Ontology annotation, biological process: ubiquinone biosynthetic process. Gene Ontology annotation, cellular component: mitochondrial inner membrane; mitochondrion. The transcript has a single exon. The record is from RefSeq and is a predicted model, not a curated record.